AACCACGCCUCUUUCUAGUAACUUUUGCGCUUCAAAUGUCAGAAAGGUGACACAAACCUCGCCGACUUCCCGAUCCCGCUCUUUCAGUUUUGUUUCCCGGUUUAAAAUGGCGGCUGCAGAAGGUACAGGCGUGACAACAGGUCAACCAAACUUGCAUAAACAGGAUUUACAGAAAUUGGAUGUAACGAAGUUAACAGCCCUAUCACCUGAAGUAAUCAGUCGCCAAGCGACUAUUAACAUUGGUACUAUUGGACAUGUAGCCCACGGAAAGUCUACAGUAGUUAAGGCCAUUUCGGGGGUGCAGACUGUCAGAUUUAAGAAUGAACUGGAACGUAAUAUUACAAUUAAGUUAGAGAGGCUCCAGUUCGAUGAGAACGGUAAAGUGACGUGGCCCGAACACCUCCGAGGAAGAGAAGUGGACUUAACCGCUCUCACAAAAGAAGACGAAAACGACGAAGUAACACCCCAACGCAAAGGUGUGAAGAGAAAGUGGUAUUCUUCCAAAAAAAGAAAACCUGUGAACGUAACAUACGCUAAAGAAUAUGUAGUGGAGAAAAUUCUAGAACACGAAGUACGAUCCGGUAACCAAAUGUUUUUAGUCAAAUGGAAGAAUUACUCGAACGAACACAACACGUGGGAGCCGUUGGACCACUUGGAGCAUUGUCCAGCAGUACUGAUGGACUUCUUCACCGAGAACGUAGGCAAGCAGGUUUUGGAUGCGUUGUCCGAGAAGUUGAACGUUUCGAAUAACUUAAACCAACAUGCGCUAUUGGAAAUGCUAAAACAAGUGGAUUUGACGACAUUACCGGAGAAAGUGACGUUACAAAAAGAAAUCCUGCGAUUGGUGGCGACACCACCGAAAGAACGGUACGUCAAAAAAUUAGAGGAGGGCAAGAGAGCGAUUCUUCUGUAUCAGCUAUUUUUAAAACGGGAAGCUCAACUGGAAAAGCUACAAAACUGGGAAAACUACAUCAACUCAAAGGCAAAAGAAGAGGCGAUCAUCAAAGUGGAAAAUAACUUCGAUUUGGAAGAACCACCUGACGAUUUCGUGUACAUAAACGCAUACAUAGCUGGAAACAACGUGGAAAUACCAUACAAGCCAGCAAGUGGAUGCGACUGCGACGAAUGCGGCCCUAGAAAAAAACAGUGCUGCGGCCGCCAGGACCCCAACAGUUUCACCUACCGCAAGCGGGACAAAAUCAACAUCAUCCCGGGAAUGGCGAUUUACGAAUGCAACGAUCUGUGUAAGUGCGGGCCCGAUUGUAGAAACAGGGUUGUGCAAAAAGGGCGCAAAGUGCCGCUUUGCAUCUUUCGUACAAAAAACGGCUGUGGUUGGGGGGUGAAAACCUUGCGGAAAAUUCAUUACGGGGAGUUUAUUUGCGAGUACGUCGGAGAAGUCAUCACGCACGAAGAAGCUGAAAUCAGAGGUCAUACCUACGAUGCCGAAGGCUUAACGUACCUCUUCGAUUUAGACUACAAUUCUAAAGAUAACCCGUACACUGUUGACGCUGCGAAAUACGGAAACGUUUCGCAUUUUAUUAAUCAUUCGUGUGAACCGAAUUUGGCAGUUUGGGCCGUUUGGAUUAAUUGCUCUGAUCCGAAUCUACCUCAGUUGGCUUUGUUUUCGUUGAGGGAAAUUGAGAAAGGGGAAGAACUAACGUUUGACUACAUGACGAAUAAUAUGGUCUCGCCUUCAAAUACUCCUGAGAAGUCGAGACCUAAGCUACAGACACCGGAGAAAAAUGAAAUUUUAGCAGGAAGGUCGAUUUGUAAAUGUUCGGCCGAUUCCUGUCGGAGAUAUUUGUUUAAUUAAAGUGAUGAUUGUUAAGCAAGUAAAAAUAAAAAAGAAACUAAUUUGAAAUGUGCUAGCGCAUUUAAUUUUCUUUUCAACAAUCUUGUCUUUGAAUUUCAACACAAUCAGUGACGGCUAACAUGGAAAUUUAAAGACGAAGAUAGUUGGAGAGAAGAUAAAAUUGCCCGGUUUAGAUUACUUUAUUAAAAUGUAUGUAUGUUUUUCUGUUCAAGCUUCUAUUUAGUUUAUUCAUUCUAUGUUUUAUGAAAGGCGCCGCUGAUUGCUUUAAGUUGUUGAGUUAAGAUUACAAUAUGGAGGGAAAUACGUUACAGUAUGUUGUUACAGUGUGGUUUACUUGUAGAAUUAGUAUGGAUUCUAGUACUGUUUACACUAAUUUAAAUCCAGCGUUCUUAUACCACUUGUUUAUUAUUAUUAAUUGUAGUUGAAAAGAAUACAGUGGUGUGAGAAGGCCUGUAUACAAUUUCAAACUAUGUGUUCUCACUUGUUAGGAGUACGUGCAGUAAUUUUAUCACUGCCUUUUUACAAUCGAUCUGUUUUAAAGUAUAGUUGAUAUUUUACUUUAGUAAUAAACUAUAUGCACAAA
Zophobas morio is the source of this 2396-nucleotide messenger RNA. RefSeq names its product eukaryotic translation initiation factor 2 subunit 3, X-linked-like. The coding region runs from base 107 to 1813 and encodes 568 amino acids. The record is from RefSeq and is a predicted model, not a curated record. Gene Ontology annotation, cellular component: eukaryotic translation initiation factor 2 complex; cytosol; nucleus. Gene Ontology annotation, molecular function: GTP binding; translation initiation factor activity; zinc ion binding. The transcript has 3 exons. NCBI's taxonomy places the organism in Eukaryota, Metazoa, Arthropoda, Insecta, Coleoptera, Tenebrionidae. Gene Ontology annotation, biological process: formation of translation preinitiation complex.